AUUGGGGGCUCACUUUUGAUGAUGGUCCAACUUCGUUCACAACAACUCUUCUUGAUUAUCUCGAUUCAGUAAAUGUAAAAGUUACCUUUUUUAUUGUUGGCUCUCGAGUGGUCGAAAGUCCUCAAAUUUUACAGAGAGAUGUUAGUGCUGGUCAUCAAAUUGGUGUACAUACUUGGUCACAUUCAUAUCUCACUACUCAGUCCAAUGAACAGGUCAUUGCAGAAUUACAAUGGACAGCCGAAAUUAUAAAAAAUGUAACUGGAAUUACUCCUAUAUACAUGCGUCCACCAUUUGGUGAUAUUGAUGAUCGUGUACGUAAUAUAUGUACACAGCUUGGAUAUAAAGUUGUACUUUGGGAUCUAGAUACAAAUGAUUGGGUUUCUGGUGAUGAUACUACUUUCCAAAUGUCAUGGGUUGCGGGUAAUUUUACCCAAUGGGUUGGCCAGAAUAGUACUACUGGUCAUAUAUCACUUGAACAUGAUUUAUAUAAUCAAACUGCUGCCCAAGGUUCGGUAGUAGUUCCUAUUCUUCAAAAGGCAUUGUUUAAGAUUAGACCAGUUGCUGAUUGUAUAG
Molecule: messenger RNA, 573 nt
Organism: Dentiscutata erythropus
Lineage: Eukaryota; Fungi; Glomeromycota; Glomeromycetes; Diversisporales; Gigasporaceae
Source: the annotation of a GenBank genome assembly